Messenger RNA from Plodia interpunctella (Indianmeal moth), 1424 nucleotides. RefSeq names its product protein Fer3-like. Gene Ontology annotation, molecular function: RNA polymerase II transcription regulatory region sequence-specific DNA binding; protein dimerization activity; DNA-binding transcription factor activity, RNA polymerase II-specific. The transcript is spliced from 4 exons. Gene Ontology annotation, biological process: developmental process; regulation of transcription by RNA polymerase II. Lineage: Eukaryota; Metazoa; Arthropoda; Insecta; Lepidoptera; Pyralidae. The record is from RefSeq and is a predicted model, not a curated record. Bases 141 to 617 code for a protein of 158 amino acids.
UGUAUCCAGUUGACUCUCAAAAUUGUGCAUGAAGAAAAAAAUAUAAAGUAAUAAUAUUGUACGCAAGUGGUCAGUGGUGUAGUGGUGAGUGAUUUCGGCUCGCGGCGCGGUGCAAAAGUAUCAAGAUUCAUUUCCCGCUGAUGUCAUACGGCAGCGAGACGCCGCACGUCUGGAGCAGUUCUGCAGGCAGUGAAGUGUCGCCGUACGGGCCGCUGUGGGACGCUCCGCCGGCGCCGGUGCCUUACCCAGACAUUCUGGCUUUCCCGCCUGCCGACCUGGUAUGGUCGGCGGCGGGAUGCGGUCGAGGGUCGGCGCGAUCGACUCCCGGCGGAAAGAAACCUCGUCGUCGCGUCGCGUCCGUCGCUCAGCGUCGCGCGGCGAACAUUCGCGAGCGUCGACGUAUGUUCAACCUCAAUGAAGCCUUUGACAAGCUGAGACGAAAGGUACCAACUUUUGCGUACGAGAAGCGUCUCUCGCGCAUCGAAACUCUCCGCCUGGCCAUCACCUACAUCAGCUUCAUGUGUGAGCUCCUCCACGGCUCCCCGCAGCCUCACCACUCCCACCACUCUUUACCUCCGAGGCAUGUGUUUGACGCUGAAGUACCAUGGUGUGCGUAAUCGUUUGUAUGUGUAGCUUUUCAAUUUGAUCCAUUUUGUUAAUUUAUUAAUUAUCUCAAUUGUUUUAAAUAGGAUAUGCCAGUGGUAGAUGUUAGGUAUUUUAUAGGAAUAUUCUGUUUAAAUGGCUGCUCUGUGGGAACCAGAGGGGCGUCGGCAACGAGGACGACCAAGAACGAGGUGGCGCGACGACAUCCAGCGCUACUUGGUAGAAUGACGGGAAACCGCAUUGGGGAAAUGUGGAGGCUGAAAGGGGAGGCCUUUGCCCAGCAGUGGGAUACAAUAGUUAGCUAACAAAUGUUCUUAUGGUUUUCAUCAAAAGAGACACUUACUAAGAGAAAAAUUUAGUGCGAAGGUGUGGAGUUUAGGAGAAAUAGCCUUGGGCUUCCUCCGUUGUCUUCCACGAAUAAUUAUUUGUAAGAAACAAAAAAAUAUUUGAGAAUGCUGUUAUUCCUUCUUAACGUUAGGCUUUUUGACCUUUCGUCGCCUCAUACGAAAUCCACGAUAUGUUAUGGAGUGGUCCUAUUCAAGAGCGGGAACCACACGCCACAUGUAUAAAUUCUAGUCAAGUAGCAACUUAUAAGUCUUGUAUAUUUUAGAUAUACGUAGCCUAAAAUAAAAAAAAAUGUCUUCCAUUUAUUUACUAGUCAGGUACUUAGAGAUGUACAGUGUCUAUCUGUAUGGUACGUAUCUAUUGCACGGUAGUUUCUAUUGUAUCAUGGCGUUUAAAAUUAAAUAAAAAUAGAGACUGUGUGACUAGAUAUUAAUUAUAAUACUUAUCAUGUAUUUACAGUCCUUGUUACUUUAUAA